CUUCGCUCCCUUCGCUCGAACCACGGGCGCGAACACCACACGGGCUCGCGACAACCAUGGUGCUCAAGAAGGAUUCCAGGAACCCACCGGCCAGAUCGGAGGGCAUCGUCAACUACGUGAAUGUCGACCAAGGCUAUGGCUGGAUCCGCUGCUCGCCGGCGGAGAAGCAGUUUGGCAGCGACGUGCUCAUCACCGAGCUGCAGGACUUGGCGUUGGGCGACUGGGUGCAGUUUGACAUGAAACGGGAUGACCAUGGCCGGGCACAGGCGCACCGCAUCAGCAAGCAGCCCCAACAACUGAAGACCCUCGCCGAGCUCAUGGGAGAAGCGGCGUCCUCGAGGCCAAGCUCAGAUCCAGAUGCUGUGAUCACAGCGCUGAAGCAGAAACGGGACUUGAGGAGUAUCGGGGUGCCACUGUGGCAGCCACAGAAGGCUAGCCCCCUAUUGUGCGCGUAUGCACCUGCCCCGCCGCCAGCGCCAUCAAGUACAGCGGGUGCAGAUGCCGUAGCAGCAGACCCGGCGGUUGCAGCUUUGGUGCCCUGUGUGGGCUCUCCGUGCUUGCAACCAUCCGGGAAGGAGCGUGGGGAAGAGAUCUUGAACUUUAUGAGGAAUGGCCAUGGCUCUCCGCCCUUGAGGCCCCUACCGGAGCAGAUGGAUCGACGGCCUUCCUUCACUGGUUUGCCGCCUCCGCCACCGCCGGGGGACGGACCGGCCAUGGCAACGGCGCCUCCACCACCACCGCCACCACCUCGGAGGGACGGUGGCGGAGUCGCGCUACUUUCGAGAGGACAGCCGCCGCCUUGGCAGGACAGCAACUGGCUCAACGAGGCCCCACCACCACCACCACCUCCCGAGGUAGACCCCAAGCGCACGGCAGGAGUCAACGUCCCCAGGCCCGGGCCCUCCCAACUACUUCAGAUGCAGAUAGAACACCCCACAGGUGAAGACUCUGGGAACUUCGAAGCCUUGGAAAAAGAGUGGCAUCAGGCUCCUGCCUCCUCAUCGACAGGUCGCCGGGGGGGGGGAGAACGCUACGAUGGCGUGAUCUUCAAGAUUGGUCCGACCUAUGGUUUUAUCAGAUCUCCACAAGUCCGGGAUCCUGUGUUCGUCGACAGGAAGCAGCUCCCGGGCAUGGAGAUUGGUCAACAGGUGAAUUUCAAGCCGCAGGUGGGUAAGAAGGGCGUGUCUGCGGUGGAUGUCCAGGUGGAAGGGACAGUGGAGCCGGACGAGAAGGAGGAAGAGGGAGGUGCCCUGAACUAUGUGGGCGUCUUGAAAAAGUUGCAAGUGGACGCCAACAAAAAGGCCUUUGGAUUCAUCCUGUGUGAAUCUGAUGCUUGGGAGGGGGACGUCUUUGUCUCCAAGAAGGUACUUGAGAGUCACAAGGACCUCAAGUUGGGAGACAAACUCCGUUUUUCGGUGAAGGUGAAGAAGAACAAGGCAGAGGCGGUGAAGUUAGAACUCAUCUCUGCGCCUGAUGAAGACGAAGAGGUCUCAGGUCCUGACAUGCUUGGGAGCAUCAAAUCCUUUGAUGAGAGCUCAGGCUACGGAUUCAUCCGAAGCGCUCAAGCGAUGGAGGCCUACAGUCGAGACGUUUUUCUUCACCGGAAGCAGCUGAGACAUUUCAAAGUGGGAGACACCGUGCAGUUCAAGGUGAAGCUGAGCCGCGAUGGCCUUCCACAGGCACUGAAGCUCAGAGAAACAGAUCAAGUACUUCCUCCUUUCGAGCCGCAUCCUACAGAGGAGUCCAAGGUUCCGGAGAAAGAGACCUUCCUGGGUGAGAUCAAGUCCUUCAGUCCAAUCAAUGGAUUUGGCUUCAUCCAGAACAGCAUCUUAAGGGAGAAGUAUGGCAGGGACGUGUUCCUGCAUGAGUCUCAGUUUGAAGGUCUGAAGAUUGGAGAUAGUGUGCGCUUUGUGCUUCAGAUCAAGGAUGGAAAGCCGCAGGCUUUAGAGGUCAAGCGGGUGUCCAAGAAGAGCCUCACCAGCCCAUUGAUGGCGAGCGUUCCCGCGCCAGAGGUCCCUGCGAUAGAAAGCGAGGAGCCGUCUCCUGUGGACCCUGCCGUGCUUGAGAAGCUGCUGCUCGACGACGGGCCACAUGGGCACAUACACAGGGCGAACGCGGGAGGACAGGUUUUCCACGAAGAACGAAGCAUCAGCUCAUCAACAUAAGAGAUUUCAUACAUUUUGUGGCAUCCUGAGUCUUAUAUAAGCAGGGUUUUGACGGUUUCCAGGGAAAAAGAUGGUGUUGUUUCACACGAUCCAAGUCUCGGGCAGCAAGCGGAGAUUGACAUUCUCCAUGUGUGAAGACGUUGGAAGUAUAUGAGUAGAUUUCUGAGCAAUUGCAACUACUUGGUCAUUCAUGUGGCUUUUGCUGAGCAAGGGCAACUACUUAGUCAUGUGGUUCUGCAUGAGAGAGAGAGAGAGAGAGAGAGAAAGAAAGAAAGGAAGAAAGAAAGAAAGGAAGAAAGAAAGAAAGGAAGGAAGAAAGAAAGAAAACGUCGCCAGCACAGAGCUGCAAUACCUCAGUUGAGGUUUUCGCGCAAAUGCUGGUCACCGAAGGAUCCAUUCAACAGCAUCCAAUCUAUGUCAUGAAGGUUGCCCCAGGCCUACAACCAGGAUAUCGCGAUGGUUUGUACCAUGUUACGGACGGCAUACUGGAUUCUGCCAUGAGAAAAACAUGUCGUUUUGGUCCGCCCAUUGCGAUUCUUGGUUUCUCAGCCCGCCCAGCUUUCGCUCUGAGGAAUCGAAAGCUCUUGAGAGUCCGUGACCUCAGUGCCCAUCGCGUGCGUCUGGAUCCGAAGGACGCAGCCCCUAUCACCACCUGAAAGACAAAGGUGUCCCUCCCAAGAAGACGUGCGGCGAACAGGGUGGACGUGGCAUUUGUUGGAGUCGUGGGCGACCCGUUGGCAAUAGUUCCACGCAGUGGUUGUAAUGCUUGAAGCCAUCCGAACAACUUGCGAGAAGAGACAGUCCAAGAACGGGCGUGUCUGAAUGGGCGC
Durusdinium trenchii is the source of this 2995-nucleotide messenger RNA. The record is from the annotation of a GenBank genome assembly. NCBI's taxonomy places the organism in Eukaryota, Dinophyceae, Suessiales, Symbiodiniaceae.